CGGCCGCCCCUCGGCUGCUGCGAAUCGGGAGCGCGCCUGGCUUCCUUCGGCAAUCCUGUGUACCUUAUACGUGGGCUGCUUUUCCCACCCAGCCUUAGUUGUCGCCCGCGAGUUUCUUGGUUCAGUUAGGCAAGUGAGGCAGGGAGUAAGAAGUGAGGGCGGGGCUGUCAGGCAGAACUAACUCCCAACCAGAACCUCCCGACCUCGCACGCGCUUCACUUCGGCACCGUUCCCUCCGCUGACACCGCCGCCGCCUCUUUCUGCGGGCUGCGCUCUGGUUGCUGGAAGGCGCAGCCCGGUUUCUGCCCUCUCGCUGAGCAUCCCUGGUGCAGUAAACUUUUCUCGCCGAGGGAAUAGCUCAGAGGGAAGGCAGCUCGGCGGGUCUUGCCAGCGGGCUGCUCCGAGGAUGGAACCGGGCGCGUAUGGAGCUGGCAAAGCCGGAGGCGCCUUUGACCCCCAGACCUUCAUCCGGCAACCUCACACGAUCCUCCGGAUAGUUUCUUGGCUUUUUUCCAUUGUUGUGUUUGGCUGCAUUGUGAAUGAAGGCUAUAUCAAUAAUCCAAAGUCACCAGAAGAGUUCUGCAUCUACAAUCACAACCAGAAUGCCUGCAACUAUGGUAUCACUGUGGGAGUCCUUGCAUUCCUCACCUGCCUUCUUUACUUAGCCCUAGAUGUCUACUUCCCACAGAUUAGCAGUGUCAAGGAUCGCAAGAAAGCUGUGCUUUCAGACAUUGGAGUAUCUGGCUUUUGGGCAUUUCUCUGGUUUGUCGGGUUUUGUUUCUUGGCUGACCAAUGGCGUGUUUCGAAGGAAGAGGAUAGUCUACUGAAUGAAGGAUCAGAUGCUGCCCGAGCAGCCAUUGCCUUCUCUUUUUUCUCCAUCUUCACCUGGGUGGGCCAGUCUUUUCUGGCAUUCCAGCGAUACCAACUUGGAGCAGAUUCAGCACUCUUCUCCCAGGACUACACAGAUCCAAGCCAGGAGGCCGGCAUGCCUUUUGCACCCUACACAAAUGAGGAUACCACAGAUAGCAUGGGGACCUACCAGCAGCCCCCUUCCGCAGAUGCUUUUGAUGCUGGUACACAGGGAUACCAAACACAAGACUACUGAAAACUGUUGGAGACCUCCUAUUUCCCCUUCCCUCUGCCCACUCUCUUCUGCCCCAAGAAGUCAGCGUGCAAAGCAGACCAGAGCAACAGGUGACUCUUGGCCAGUUCUGGCCUUCUAGGUUCUCUUUUUUUAAUUUCUUCUUUACAGAAAACCUAAUGCCUCCUCGUCCUCUGGAAUUCUCCAUCAAAACUAGAUUGUUCAUUGAAAGACACUUUAUUGUUUGUGUUGCAGUGAUAGAUUCUUUGUUUGGGAAGCUCAAGCUGUCUUUCAGAGGGAAAAAAAUCUCAAAAUGGUGUUGGUGGAAAGCAUAAGCACUGGAUAUAUGGAUGAAUACUAGUUAAGAUGCCAGUGCGUAAAUGUAAGUGCUGAGAAAUGAGAAUAAGAACUGGACAAAUGAGUAGACCAUCCUAUAAAUGAGUAGUGAAAGUGGACAAGCAAAGGUGAACGAUGUACAUAGCAGCAAGGAAAAAUAUAGAAAUGGCAAACAGAAAAAGAUCUCAGGUAGAUGAGAAUGGAAUCAUAAAGUGUUGGAUGCAGAAUCUACAAUAAGCCAGAUUGGAUUUGAUAAUAGGAAGCUUUAAAAAUAUCCUGGCCUUGAUUUUGAUAAAAUUACUAAAAUGUUUUGUUUUGUGCACUCUAUUAUUUUUUUAUUUACAUUUUACUUGCUUCAGGUUGAUAAUAUGUGGUUCCAAUGUUUGAUCAUUUGUGAUUGGCUUUUUGGAGAAUUGAGAAGUAUUACAUGAUUCUCUGAUCAAGUUCAAAAUGCAAAAUGUUAAAUACAGGCUGAAAAAUGAGACACAUAAUGAUUACAUUUGUUUCUGAAUAUGAGGCAGCUCUUUACAACAGAAUCACAUCUGUUCAUUCUAUAGUAGGCUAAACCAAAUCUGAUGAACUGACUUUAGUUGACAAAAACCGUAUAUGAGAAGAGGCCCAGUCACAAUCCACAAAAUUUAAACUAACUAAAUGACUGAUAAUUUCAUUCAAUUAUUUUUUUUCCUCCAAAAAUGGUUUAUGGAGACAAGUGUGCAAAUUAUGAAUUGUAAAGAAAUGAUAUAGUAUUUUAAAUCCAGGAUAAUGGCCAUGAAAUCUCCCUCAAAUUCAGACACAUAGUUAAUAGAUUAUCAUCAGGAUUAUAUUGUGCAAAUCACAAUUCAGAUGGAAAAAAUGAGUGCCAAUAAUGGUUUGGAAAAUCCUAUGAACAUAUUGAGAUGUAAUUCAAGUACCACUGAACAAAAUUAUCUGUAUCAGUGCACAAUCUUUUCCAGUUUUUUUUUAAAUAAAGCUGAUUUCCAGUUGAAGAAAUGUCAGUGCUGAUAAAAUUAUAGUGAGCAGAGGAACUCUAAUGAGGAAUGGAUAUAAAAAUAAGCAAAAAUAGCUCUGAAUAAGAUGAUACUUCUGUCCACUAUAUGGAACACAGUGUUGGAGAUGUCAGGAGAAACAUAAAAGUAACUUCAAUGCAAUGGAAAUGAAUUACUUAAGAAAUGUUUGAGGUAAAGCAUGGCCAAGAGUGAACAGGUAGAAAAUGAAUGUGGACUGAAUAUAAAAGUGAAUCAUCAGUACUGUACAAAAGAAGUAUAUUGAAAUGGUUUGGUCAUAUAAAAAGAAUGAAUGAAGAUUGAUUUGCAGACUAAGUACAUGAAGAAAGAGUGUAUUGAGAGGAAGGGGAAGACCAAGGAAGUCAUGUUGAAUGAAACUCAAAUUCUCCUAAGGAGAGAAGUUUCUUUUUCUUAUCUCAUGCCUUAACUUUCUUCAGUAUAGUGUAUCUUGCUUCUUUACUGUACUGUUCAUUAUGUUGAUUAACCCAAGAGGGAAUAAUGUGAUGGAUACAUAAUAUAUGUAUACUAUUCAUGUAUUCAUUAUUCGAACAAUUAAUAGGAUAAAUAAGGAAUAAGAUACAAGUCUAAUCAGACAAAGCAUUAUUCAGAAGUAAACUCCAUCUAGUUCA
Messenger RNA from Crotalus tigris (Tiger rattlesnake), 3050 nucleotides. RefSeq names its product synaptogyrin 1 (gene SYNGR1). The record is from RefSeq and is a predicted model, not a curated record. The transcript is spliced from 4 exons. NCBI's taxonomy places the organism in Eukaryota, Metazoa, Chordata, Lepidosauria, Squamata, Viperidae. Gene Ontology annotation, cellular component: synaptic vesicle membrane; neuromuscular junction. The coding region runs from base 407 to 1105 and encodes 232 amino acids.